This is a messenger RNA of Lolium rigidum, 660 nucleotides long. RefSeq lists its product as uncharacterized. The record is from RefSeq and is a predicted model, not a curated record. Bases 1 to 660 code for a protein of 219 amino acids. The transcript has 2 exons. Lineage: Eukaryota; Viridiplantae; Streptophyta; Magnoliopsida; Poales; Poaceae.
AUGGGGGCCCCGGUCGUCCAACUCGAGAACGAGGGAAGCUGCACCAUCUCAGCGUGCACCGGGUGCACAGAAGCGCAGCAUAGGCUAGCGUACGAGAGGGUUCACGGGUGGGGAUCUUUCCCCUGCAGAGCCAGGGUGCCUCCUACUCACUUAAAAUUGGAGUGCUUGAAAAGAAAAGUUUGGGAUCCAGUGGAUGGAGCAUGGACACCGCAAAUCUUCAAAGUCAUCAUGGACAUUGGGGGCAUACCAACGACAAGAUCCACAAAAGGCGUCCGCCUCAAUAUUCACGGAUACACGGUGUAUGAUGUACCCAGAGCCCUGACUCCCGAGGAAGCAGCCACGCUUCUCUACAUGCGUGGCCCUUUUGUCAGUGUUUUGUGGGCGAAUGCCGAGUAUGAAGACUACGAUGACACCUCCAAUACGGUUUAUCGAGGCUUCAUCCCGAGCGGCGUUACUGGCAGUGGCAGUGCCAGUGGCACGAGCAGCGAGGGCCUGCACGCAGUUAUAUCCUUCGACUAUACCUUCGUCGAGACCGAGCUUUGGAUACAAAUUAUGGACAGCCAUACCGAGGUAGGGCCUUACAGGAUGAUUCUGUAUGAGGCAUUUGUUUACUUUAUCCUUCCCCGGGUGGACAAGGCCAUAGAGCUACCCAAGCAAUAG